AUGGACGAAAACAUUGUACUUGAAAAAGUCUUACAUUUUCACAGUAACAAUAAUUGGAAAGAAAUUUUAAGAAUCAAUGAAAAAUCUAAUGAUAAAAACGCACUUAAGUUAUUAUGGGUGUGGCCUAGUGAGGAGAAUUUGAAAUUUUUGGAAAGUGCUUUAGCGGAACGUAAUAUACAAGGUGUAACUUCAUUGGGAUGCGGAUGCGGACUUUUAGAAUGGAUUAUUCAAGCGUAUACAGGUCUGCCGAUAGUUGGUUUUGAAAUUAACAAAGAAUGGUGGGAGAGUAAAUACUCGGUACCAGCUUUUAUUCCUCUUAAAUAUGUAGAAGAAGAAAUAGUAGUAGAAACCAAUCCAAAUUUUGCGUUGCUAUUUUGUUACUUUAAUAAUGGGGAAGCUUUUAGGGAGUAUGUAGAUAAUUAUAGGGGUAACAUGGUAAUCAUUAUUGGACCUCACGAUGGUUCUGGUAGGCACACCGAUCCUCGGCCUUUUUUCCCAAAUUUUGGCCAAUCGAAAUGGCAUUUAGUUAACUAUGAGGAAAUUAAGGAUACUAGAGAUUUUAUAACAAUAUACAUAAGGUCUUGA
Messenger RNA from Ceutorhynchus assimilis (cabbage seed weevil), 585 nucleotides. NCBI's taxonomy places the organism in Eukaryota, Metazoa, Arthropoda, Insecta, Coleoptera, Curculionidae. The record is from the annotation of a GenBank genome assembly.